AUGGACAACUUCUUGCCAUUGGCGCCGGAAAAGGCGACGCUGACAGAGGAUGAGCUGCAGAAGCAAGCGGCUCUCCGGGAGGCGGCGGCGGAGGCGGUGGAAGACAACGAUUGGCCCAGAGCCCUGGAGAAGUACAGCGCGGCCAUCGCCCUAGGCUGCCCCUCUGCGCUGAUGUACUGUCGUAGGGCGGAGGCUUUGCUGCGGCUGCAGCGACCGGCGGCGGCGCGCCACGACUGCGGCGCGGCGCUGGCGGUGGCGGCGGACUGUGCCAAGGCCUACAAGAUCCGGGCCCGCGCGCACGUGCAGCUCGGGAGCCUCGCGGAGGCGAAGGCGGACUUUCGGGAGGCGCUGAGCCUGGACUUUGAUGAGGCCACGGAAGAGGCGGCCAAGGCGUUGGACGCUCAGCUGGCCACAGCCCAGGCAGUGGAGGAGCCGCCACGUCAGCGCUGGGAGAUUGUCGGGGGCCUGGAAAAGGGCCUGGUUGUGCGGGUGGGCCAAGACCUCAAGUCCCCCGAGGCGUCCUCGCGGCUGUCGACCGGCGCCAUCGUCCAGGAACUGGAGCUGGUGGGGGAGCGCUUGAGAUUCCGGCGCGUCAGCGGCACAGGGCCAGAGGAGGGUUGGAUCAGCAUUUCGCUGAAGGACAAGGUCCUGGCAUGCCGCAUCUCCUCCUCGGAGCCACAGGACGUCGAGGAGGAGGUUGAGGAAGAGGAGACUUUUCCAGAGAUGGCGCCAGAAGACGUGGAGGAGCUGACGGAGGAGCAGGCGGAGCGGCAGGCGGAACUGAAGGCUGAGAGCGCCGAGCUCGCGGAGGACCAGUGCUUCGACCAAGCCGCGGCAAAGCUCACCGAGGCUAUUGCCAUCGGCUGUGCCUCCGCGCUGAUGUACGGCAGGCGGGGGGAGCUGCUACUGCGGCUGCAGCGGCCCAAAGCGGCGCUGCGCGACUGCAGCAAAGCGCUGGAAUUGAACCCGGACUCCGGGAAGGCCUACAAAGCGCGUGGCCGCGCCAAUGCGAAGCUCAAGCGUUGGGCUGCGGCGCACGCGGAUUUCCAGGAAGGGCUCAAGAUCGACUACGACGAGGCCACCUAUGAGGAAUCUCUCAACGUCGCCAGCAAGAUGAAGGAGAUGGCCGUGGUGGCCACCGCCCGCCGGGUGCGGGAGGAGUCGGAGAAGGAGCGGAAGCAGGCGAGACCCGGCAAUGGGAGGCUUUCGACUUCCCACCGGUCGACGCCGUCCGCGGCUUUCGCGGCGGUUUCCGCGAGCGAGCGGGAGGUUUUCGCGGUUUUCGCGGCGAGCGAUGUUUAUUUGCCGCCAAUGCUGUCUUCUGUGAGAGGGCCACUGCCAAUGGCGGUGGUUUGCUGUGCCGCCUUCCUGAUGUGA
Molecule: messenger RNA, 1377 nt
Organism: Effrenium voratum
Lineage: Eukaryota; Dinophyceae; Suessiales; Symbiodiniaceae
Source: the annotation of a GenBank genome assembly